Molecule: messenger RNA, 357 nt
Organism: Protopolystoma xenopodis
Lineage: Eukaryota; Metazoa; Platyhelminthes; Monogenea; Polystomatidea; Polystomatidae
Source: the annotation of a GenBank genome assembly
CUUCUUCGACAAGGUUGUCUUCGUGUUCACGGUCUGCGUACUUUCAUCCUUGAUGAGGCGGAUGAGAUGCUCAACCAAGGCUUGCGUCACCAGCUUGAGGAUAUUUACCGUCAACUUCCUGGCGCUCGCCCAUUAGCCGAACGUGAUGACCUUGGUAAUGACAUUGACCCACAUCCCUGGAUUUCCUACCAGAAACAACUUCAGGUUAUCCUUGUCUCAGCCACUCUUCCACAAAGCUGUCUUGGCCUGAUGCACCAGUUCAUGCAUGAUCCAAUUCGUAUUUUCGUGCCUAGGUACAGAGAUGCUCGUUCAUUCUCGCAUGAAAUUUUACUACUUACUAAAUUAUACUUAAUUUAG